CCGUCAGUUUUUCGUAUGAUAAUUUUUAAGUAUAUAAUAAUUUUCUCCUAAAAUAGAUGAAUAUUGUUAAAAAUAAAAACAUAAUUAAUAAAUAAAAUAAAGUGAAAUAAAAUGUUUAACUAAUUUUGUUUUUCGUAUAGUAAAAUUUUUCUUGCAAAUUUUAUUUUAAAAAUACAUACCUAAGUUUUUAUUUUUUCUUUUUGCCCAAAGAAAAAACAUUUCGUGGUAGAAAAAAGUUUUAGGUUAAGAAUUAGCAACGGGCUUCACUAAGUUAUAUAUAUGUGGUGGAAUACCGAAGGAAAUAUGCAGCGUAACGCUGUUUCACAUCAACAAGCACAAAACGGAAAUAAUAUAUCUAUUAUAACUAAUGCGACUACUUCUUCAUCCUCUGUUUCCAACAACAAUCAAGCAAAUCAGAUGCAACCAAAAUCAACACCUAAAACUCUUGGUAUGACUUCAGCAAUAAGUUUGGCGGAGCCGAAAGCUGAAGAUUUACAUAAAACCAAAGAGUUACAUAAAACAUUAGAACCUUUUAAUGUUUUUGAAUCUGAAGAAGAAUUAAAUCACAGAAUGGCGAUUCUGGCUAAAUUGAAUACAUUAGUAAAACAAUGGGUUCGUGAUGUAUCCAUAUCAAAGAACAUGCCACCACAGGCGGCCGAAAAAUUGGGAGGGAAAAUAUAUACAUUUGGAUCUUAUCGGUUGGGGGUACAUCAUAAAGGUGCAGAUAUUGACGCAUUGUGUGUUGCUCCUAGAAAUAUUCAGCGUUCAGAUUAUUUUACAACAUUUUUUGAACUUCUCAAAAAACAGGCAGAAGUUAAGGAAUGUAGAGCUGUUGAGGAAGCGUUCGUUCCGGUUAUCAAAAUGAAUUUUGAUGGAAUUGAAAUUGAUUUAUUAUUUGCAAGAUUAUCGUUAAAGGAAAUUCCGGAUGAUUUCGAUUUAAAAGACGACACCAUACUAAAAAAUUUGGACCCUCGUUCUGUUAGAAGUUUAAAUGGAUGUCGCGUGACGGACGAAAUUUUGAGUUUGGUUCCGAACAUUGAAAAUUUUCGGCUUGCAUUAAGAGCUAUUAAGUUGUGGGCGAAAAAACAUGGGAUAUAUUCAAAUUCUUUGGGUUACUUUGGCGGUGUUACUUGGGCUAUGCUAGUUGCUAGGACAUGUCAACUUUAUCCAAAUGCUGUUGCAGCAACUUUAGUUCAUAAAUUCUUUUUAGUAUUUUCUAGGUGGAAGUGGCCACAUCCAGUUCUACUUAAGCAUCCUGAAAAUAUUAAUCUUGGUUUUCCAGUAUGGGAUCCUCGAGUGAACGUUUCUGAUAGAUAUCAUUUAAUGCCAAUAAUAACUCCAGCAUAUCCGCAGCAAAAUUCAACGUUUAAUGUGUCAGAAUCUACUAAGAAAGUUAUUUUGAGUGAGUUCAACAGAGGUAUGCUUACAACCGACGAAAUAAUGCUUGGAAGAGCGACAUGGGAACGCCUUUUCGAAGCACCAAGUUUCUUUUACAGAUAUCGACAUUUUAUUGUUCUAUUAGUUAGUUCAGAUAAUCCUGAUGAUCACCUUGAAUGGUGUGGUUUAGUUGAAUCUAAAAUUCGUUUAUUAAUCGGACAGUUAGAAAGAAAUCCAUAUAUUUCAUUAGCUCAUGUUAAUCCAAAAUGUUUUGAACUAGAUCGACAGAAAAUUAUACUUAAUCAUAGUAAUAACACAAGUAGUGAAGAUCCGAGUAAACCUGGGGAGAAUAAAGUUCCAUCACAUUGCUCUCUAUGGUUCAUAGGACUAGAUUUUCAAAAAACGGAAAAUUUAAACGUUGAUUUGACAGAAAGUAUUCAACAUUUUACAGCACAUGUAGAGUCGCAUGCGGUCAACAUAAAAAUGUUAAAAGAUGGAAUGACAAUUGAAGCAAGACCGGUUAAACGAAAACAAUUGAAUCAAUAUUUAGACACAGAACUGUUAAAGAGAGAAAGGCGGUCAAUGGAAAAUCACAAUAAUUUUAAUAAUGCAAUAUUAGCUAAUAAAAAACGUCUUUCUUCAGAAUUGGAUAAACAACAAAAUCAACAACAACAAUUGCAGCGUAAACGGAGUAGAGCAAGCGAAUCCGCUGAAGAAAACUCGAAUGCAUCAUCUAAUAACGAGGCUUCUACACCUGCCACAACACCGACAACAAUUCCAACUGUGCAACCAGCUUUUUCAAGUUCUGAAUCAUCUGAUGUUACAUCUUCAAGUAAUCCUUCAAAACAAUCUUCAGUAGAACAACAAAAAACAUCACUGAAUGCUACAAAUUCGAGUGGAGCAGCAGCUACAGCUGAAGUUGCCUGUUCGUGAUAUAAAAUUAAUAGAAAUGUAAAUAAAAAUGGAGCUAUAUUGACGACCGUUACUUGGUAACUGAUUAGAAAAAAAGCAUAUAAAAUACAAAUGUUUAGACUGGUCGACCUACCCUAAAACCAAACUGACGGCAACGAAAAUCACAUUCAUUAUUUUAAACUUCAUUCUUUUGGGUAGGAAACAAAAACUAAAAAAAAAAAAACUCAAAAAAAAAAAAAAAUAAAAA
Messenger RNA from Condylostylus longicornis, 2536 nucleotides. RefSeq names its product poly(A) polymerase type 3 (gene hrg). NCBI's taxonomy places the organism in Eukaryota, Metazoa, Arthropoda, Insecta, Diptera, Dolichopodidae. The coding region runs from base 280 to 2310 and encodes 676 amino acids. The record is from RefSeq and is a predicted model, not a curated record. Gene Ontology annotation, cellular component: nucleus. Gene Ontology annotation, molecular function: RNA binding; poly(A) RNA polymerase activity. The transcript has 8 exons.